Messenger RNA from Loxodonta africana (African savanna elephant), 2290 nucleotides. It is a transcript of the gene ISY1, whose product is annotated as ISY1 splicing factor homolog. The transcript is spliced from 11 exons. Gene Ontology annotation, cellular component: post-mRNA release spliceosomal complex; catalytic step 2 spliceosome; post-spliceosomal complex. Lineage: Eukaryota; Metazoa; Chordata; Mammalia; Proboscidea; Elephantidae. Gene Ontology annotation, biological process: generation of catalytic spliceosome for second transesterification step; mRNA 3'-splice site recognition. Bases 90 to 947 code for a protein of 285 amino acids. The record is from RefSeq and is a predicted model, not a curated record.
UUCAGUUCCGGUCAGGGCCGGUCUGCGACGAUUGUGAAGCUACCGGGGCCGGGGCUGCGCCGCCCGGGGGUGGCUCCCUUCCCCGCAGCAUGGCUCGAAAUGCAGAAAAGGCCAUGACGGCCUUAGCAAGAUUUCGCCAAGCUCAGCUGGAAGAGGGAAAAGUGAAGGAACGAAGACCCUUUCUUGCCUCAGAAUGUACCGAGCUGCCCAAAGCUGAAAAGUGGAGACGGCAGAUUAUUGGAGAGAUCUCUAAAAAAGUGGCUCAGAUUCAGAAUGCUGGGUUAGGUGAAUUCCGAAUCCGUGACCUGAAUGAUGAAAUUAACAAACUGCUGAGAGAAAAAGGACACUGGGAAGUCCGGAUAAAGGAGCUGGGUGGCCCUGAUUAUGGAAAAGUUGGCCCUAAAAUGCUGGAUCACGAAGGGAAAGAAGUCCCAGGAAAUCGAGGUUACAAAUACUUUGGAGCAGCAAAAGAUUUGCCUGGUGUUAGAGAGCUAUUUGAAAAAGAACCUCUUCCUCCUCCAAGAAAGACACGGGCUGAGCUCAUGAAGGCAAUCGACUUUGAGUACUACGGUUACUUAGAUGAAGAUGACGGUGUUAUCGUGCCUUUGGAACAGGAAUAUGAAAAGAAACUCAGAGCUGAAUUAGUGGAAAAGUGGAAAACAGAGAGAGAGGCCCGGCUGGCAAGAGGAGAAAAAGAAGAGGAGGAAGAGGAGGAGGAAGAGAUCAACAUUUAUGCUGUCAACGAGGAGGAGUCUGAUGAAGAAGGUGGCCAGGAGAAAGGAGGUGAAGACGGGCAGCAGAAGUUCAUCGCUCACGUCCCAGUGCCGUCACAGCAAGAGAUUGAGGAGGCACUCGUACGAAGGAAGAAGAUGGAGCUUCUUCAGAAAUAUGCAAGUGAGACCCUGCAGGCCCAGAGCGAAGAAGCCAAGCGGCUCCUGGGAUAUUAGGGCCCAGCAGGGUGCUUGUUGGGGUCCAGGAGGUCUUACAGCAGUUCUUCCAUCCCCCGCUGGCUCAUGUCCAACCUGUAGGACGACUGUCCACUCUGCCGUGGUGGGACUGCAGGCAGGCAGGCUGGCAGCACGCUUCUUUACCCUUCCCUCUUCUCUCACCUUUUCCUCGCCUCAUUUGCUGCCUGAGGAUGGGGGUCUAUCCCUUGCCUCCUUCCUGGCAGAUGUCUUGAUGCUGAACAUUUCAGCCAGCGCCUUUGUACAGAUAUUUUGCAACUGGAUGAGUCCGUUCGUUUUUGUUCUGGAGUGUGUAAAACAGGUUGCUUCCUGGCUGCCUGUAAGUGUUUUACUUAGCAUUGUACUGUGAUUUGGGGAGGGGGAAUCAAUUCCUGGCCAGCAUUAAGAAAUGCAGUUUUCCUUAAAAACACAUUUAUAACUUCUGUUGAAAUAGAGAGGACGUUCCACCCCUGUACCCACAGCCCCACUUGUUAGCAGUCAGCAAGAGCUGCCCCCUUGGACCAAGAGUGCUCUUGGCUCGUCAGGGCUCUACUGCCCUAGCCUCGCGUAUUCCUACCUGGAGGGAAGACUUUGAGUUUGCUACUUCUGUUUUAUAACUUGUUGUACGAGACCUAUUUUCAUUAAAGAUUUUUAUAUGACAGGAAACAUCCAUCUGCAGCUCAGUCCCCGGGCUAACUACUGAAGCGAUGGUUGCGUUCCACUGUGAGGUUCAGAGUCCCUGAAAUGGCCAGCUGUCCUGCUGUCCAGAGAGCUUCCAUAACACAGUCCCAGGGUGUGAGGAGGGUGUAGGGGGCUGGGAUCAAACCCCAGGCUCCACCUCAGAGCUGAGGUGGGGGCAGACCCCAUCCUCCCCACGGCCUCCGUGGCCACAGCUGAGAACAGGCCAGUGACCGCACCUCACGGAUCAGGGCAUCACACGUGGAUGUGUGAGAGCCUUCCAUCACAGAGCCAUAGGAACACAAGGGAGCCCAAACCUCGCAGCUGAGCUGGGUCUUUCCUCCCAGGGGAGACCCUAAAGCAGAGGCUGCAGCAUGGGGCGCCGCUAGCUGGGGCACCCACACUCUGGGUCAGAGCUUAGGGUCAGACCAGUGUGUGUCCUUUGGGCUGGGGCUCCACCUGGGCUGUGUGAAUGGGGCUCCUGGCCUGCAGACGCUGUCACGCACAAGGGGCCAGAUGUGGUCAGAGAAUUGCCACGUGCAGGGGCUAAAGUGGCCAUGUCUCUUUAAGAAGGCCGAGGGCAGCAGGGAGCCCUGGAGAGGUUCUGAGCAAAAGAGCAGUGACCUAGUGGGUGUGUGAUUUGCUGUGGAGGCCAGUGGCUGGACCAG